GCUUUCAGAAAAAAGCCAGUCCCUACGGUCUCCAGUUUCGGAUCUCUGGACCCUCUCUGCGGGCACCUAGCGUAUUUGCAGGUGACUACGCAUGGCAGCCCCUCUUGCACCACAACCACCAGAUCCCCAGUUUGUCCUCCGAGGUACACAGUCAGCAGUGAAUGCUGUCCAUUUCUUUGGAGGAACCCAGGCUCAGGGGUGCCCUCUCCUCUUUUCAGGGUCUCAGAGUGGCUUGGUACACAUCUGGAGCCUGCAGACACGGAGAACAGUUGCCACCCUGGAUGGCCAUGGGGGCCAGAGUGUGACCUGGCUGCAGACACUGCCCCAGGGGCCACAGCUCCUCAGUCAGGGCCGGGAUCUGCAGCUGUGCCUAUGGGACCUGGCAGAGGGCAGGAACACCAUCAUGGACUCUGUGCACCUGGAAAGUGUGGGCUUCUGCAGGAGCUCCAUCCUGGCUGAGGGGCAGUUGCACUGGAUGCUUGCUGUGCCAGGGAAGGACAGUGAUGAGGUUCAGAUUCUGGAGAUGCCAUCCAAGACGUCAGUGUGCACCCUGAAGCCGGAGGCAGAUGCCAAGCCAGGCAUGCCCAUGUGCCUGAGGCUGUGGCAGGCUAACACUGACCCCCGCCCUCUCCUUCUGGUCGGCUAUGAGGACGGAUCAGUGGCCCUGUGGGACAUCUCAGAGAGGAAGGUGUGCAGCCGCAUUGCCUGCCAUGGGGAGCCAGUCAUGGGCCUUGACUUCGACUCCCAGAAGACCAGAGGCAUCUCAGGCUCUGCAGGGAAGGCGCUGGCUGUCUGGAGCCUGGAUGGGCAGCAGGCCCUACAGGUGUGCCACACUCAUGAACUCACCAAUCCUGGGAUUGCUGAUGUCAUGAUCCGGCCAGAUCGAAAGAUCCUGGCUACUGCAGGUUGGGACCAUCGCAUCCGCAUAUUUCACUGGAGAACAAUGAAACCACUGGCUGUGUUGGCCUUCCACAGUGCUUCUGUCCACUGUGUGGCCUUUGCUGCUGAUGGCUUGUUGGCUGCAGGAUCCAAGGACCAGCGCAUCAGCAUUUGGUCACUGUACCAACGCACAUGAUCUGGGCACUCCCUUUUUGAAAUACUCAAAAGACUGAAGUAUUGCACCAACCAGAAUGGCUAAACCAUGAGGAUUCAAUACUGUGGAUCAGCAUUAUCUUCUAAGCAAACAGAAAAGAAAAUGUGAUUCACAGGUGACACCUGGAGUUCCAUGCAGUGUCCCUGGGAUGAGCCUGGGGAUGGUGGCUCCUGAAGGCAGUAUGUUGGACUCCAUCCUCACUCAUGCAGCAAGACAUUUCCCAGUGCAUCCAGCCUUCAACUGAGAGGCACAAAUUUCAUUUAUCUGCCUCUCCAAAUGUUCUUCCAUAACAUUCUUUGACAUAGUGGGGAGGCCACUCACAACCAAAUAAAACUGGUGUUUAGAAGUA
Molecule: messenger RNA, 1442 nt
Organism: Marmota flaviventris (yellow-bellied marmot)
Lineage: Eukaryota; Metazoa; Chordata; Mammalia; Rodentia; Sciuridae
Gene: Gnb1l
Product: G protein subunit beta 1 like
Molecular function (GO): protein binding
Source: RefSeq, a predicted model, not a curated record